AAAGACCAAGGAAACCGAAAGAGAGAGAGAGAGAGAGAGAGAGAGGAGGGAAUCUUUCACCGAGAUCAUGGCUGCUUUGGAUUUUCGAUUCUUAUAGGGUUUUUCCGACACUCUUGUGGUUUCCCUUCGAUUCUUCCUACUUGCCCGACAUCUUCUUCUUCACAGGAAAGUAAAGCUUCGGAUUUGUGUGUUGAGAACCUGUUUAUCAGUGCGUCUCCUUUCUUCAUUGAUUUCUUCGAGUUUCGGAGUGGAAAACAAUGAAGACUUCUCUGAGGAAGCUGAGAGGAUUCGCUUCCCUUCACAAGAACGCGGAUCUCAAGGAGAAAAGAGAUUAUGGAGUUCCUGCCCGCCAGGACGAGCUUCUCCAGGCCUCCCAGGAUGUGAUAGAAAUGAGGAAUUGCUAUGAUAGCUUGCUUUCUGCGGCUGCUGCCACGGCAAAUAGUGCUUAUGAAUUCUCUGAAGCUCUGCGAGAGAUGGGUACUUGCCUCCUUGAAAAAACUUCAUUGAAUGAUGAUGAAGAAAGUAGUAGGGUUUUGUUAAUCCUGGGGAAAGCUCAGUUUGAACUACAAAAACUUGUUGAUAGCUAUCGUGUUCACAUCAUCCAGACAAUUACAACACCAUCAGAAUCUCUUCUCAAGGAACUUCAAACUGUAGAGGAGAUGAAACGCCAAUGUGAUGACAAAAGAGAUCUGUAUAAAUUUAUUCUAGCGGCACAGAGGGAGAAAGGAAGGACAAGACAUGGCAAAGGAGAAAGUUUCGAGUCACAGCAGUUGCAGGCUGCUCGAGAUGAUUACGAAGAGGAGGCCAAUCUUUUUGUCUUUAGGUUGAAAUCAUUAAAGCAGGGACAGUCUCGCAGUCUUCUGACACAGGCUGCUCGACACCAUGCUGCUCAGUUAAAUUUCUUUAGAAAGGGAGUAAAAUCACUCGAGAUGCUUGAACCACAUGUUAAAGUUGUUGCUGAACAACAGCAUAUUGAUUAUGAUUUUAUUGGACUUGAGGAUGACGACACAGAGGAUGAUGAAGAUAGUGAUUGUGGGUAUGAUGGCAAUGAUGAUGGCGAAUUGAGCUUUGACUAUAGCCACAUUGAACAUAUUCAAGAUGUUGGUUCAACAAACAGGAAGUCAAUGGAGUUAGAUCAAGGCAACGUGAAUGGAACAACAUCUGCCACAUCUGGUACACAGUUAGUGUCAGAGAAAAGCCAUGGGGAUUUGCUGUCUUUUGCUAGGGAACCUACGACUGGCAGCCAGUCUGCACCGAUCUUACCUGAGAAGAAGUUUGAACUGUCUGAAAGAAUCAAACAAAUACCAGCUUCAUCUCCAAUGAGAUUUCAUACUUAUGUUCUUCCUACACCUGUAGAUGCUAGGAAUUCAGUCUCUGCGGCUAGGCCAGAUAACAAGGGUCAGUGGCCUAAACAAUUGUGGCAUUCCUCCCCAUUGGAGCCAAAUAAACCUGCAGAAGGUUUAAAAGAUGAACUUUCAAGCCCCAAAAAGUUACAUAUUUCUCACGCAGUGCUCAAAGAUAGGAACAUAAAGAGUGGUCAAAUCCAAUUGCCCCCUCCUGUUGAGAGGUUAAUAUUGCCGCAGUCAAAGUACAAUAGUGGAGUUUCUGAUAGCAAAAAAAUUAAAAGGCAAGCUUUCUCUGGUCCUCUGAUUGGUAAAUCUUUGUCAAGUAAUCCCAGGUUAUUUUCUGAGACUAUUCAGCCAGCAGAUUAUCCUCCUGGACCUUCUUUCACAGCAGGGCGCGUUCCAUCACCUCAGUUGUCCUUGUCCCCUUCAGCCUCGCCUUUUCCUAUGCUAUCAUCAGAAGUUAAUGAACUUCAUGAGCUUCCUAGGCCUCCAAUAAUUUCAGCAAGACCUGUGAGAACAUCUAGUUUGGUUGGUCAUUCGGGGCCACUUGUGACAAGAAGUCAAGGGCUUUAUGCAACAAGUGCAAUGUUAUCAAAUACAGCAUCGCCAUUACCAACACCACCUCCAGUUAUGGCUCGAAGUUUUUCUAUACCCUCUAGCGUUCAAAGAUCAGGAACUCUAACAAUGGCUAACUUUCUUGAGGACAGUCACAAUGCGGAGGUGUUUGAUGAGGUUUCUUCACCGCCACUUACAUUGAUCUCUCUCGCAAAUAACCAUCCACCGAAGGAUCCAAAUAAAAUGCUCUUGGUUCCAAGCUAUAAGGGCUCCUAUGAUUGAAAUAAAACUCUGGUCUAAGUGUCAGAAUCCCUCAGAAGUAACCGUGGUUUGUGUAUAUAGUAAUCUGUUCAUUCUUAAUUUUCCUCCCGAAAUCUUUUCUUGCUACGCAUUAAAUGGAAAUGCAAAUGUCAUCAGUCCAUCAGGUGAUAUUGUUAAUUGAAAUAUGCUUGUUAUUCAUCAAUGAAAUUUUUUGUUUCCACUUUACUCCCCCGACACACUGGUUCUCAUUAGUAUGAUUUAGAUUUCAUUUGGAA
Dendrobium catenatum is the source of this 2437-nucleotide messenger RNA. RefSeq lists its product as uncharacterized. The record is from RefSeq and is a predicted model, not a curated record. The transcript is spliced from 11 exons. The coding region runs from base 258 to 2183 and encodes 641 amino acids. Lineage: Eukaryota; Viridiplantae; Streptophyta; Magnoliopsida; Asparagales; Orchidaceae.